Messenger RNA from Struthio camelus australis, 462 nucleotides. Lineage: Eukaryota; Metazoa; Chordata; Aves; Struthioniformes; Struthionidae. The record is from RefSeq and is a predicted model, not a curated record.
UUGUUUUCUGCCUUUUUACAGAGUUCCGCGUUCUCUGCCAGCCCUCUGCUCUCCAGCUGCCCUCCGAGGUUGUGUCCCCUGUCCUUUGGCGAAGGCGUUGAGUUUGACCCCUUGCCACCAAAGGAAAUAAGGUACACGUCCUCGGUUAAAUACGACUCGGAGAAGCACUUCAUCGAUGACGUCUACAUGCCCGUGGCCUUAAGCGUUUCCUCCUGCAGCCAAACGGUCGUCUGCGUCCCGAACUGCACGUGGCGCAAUUACAAAGCGGAGGUGCGCUUCGAGCCCCGCCGCAGGCCCUCGCGCUUCACCAGCACCACCAUCGUCUACCCGAAGCACGCCAAGACUGUGUACACCACCACUCUGGAUUACAACUGCCGGAAGUCCCUGCGGCGGUUCCUCUCCAGCGUCGAGCUGGAGACCUCGGAGGCCCCGGGGAGCGACUGCGUCCUGGGCGGGUGCUGA